CUGGUGGUUACUGCGCAGUGGGAGCUCUCUGUGGGCAAUGGCUUCGCAUAUACAGUGUUUAGUGCCUUUGGUCUGUUCUACGCCGGUUAUGGUGCGAUCCUGACUCCAUCCUUUGGAAUUGUGGCGGCAUAUGGAGAUAACGUAAAAGAACUCAACAACGCUCUCGGGUUCUUCAUGAUCAGUCAGACAGUUUUCGCCUUGGUAUUCUUGGUGGCAUCAUUGCCGACAAACUUGGUAUACAUAAUCAUCUUCUUUACCGUGGAGCUGGGGUUCCUAUUGAUCGCUGCAUCCUAUUUCGCUGUAGCAGAUGGACAUGCCGGUGCCUCAAUUGCUCUCAAGAAGGGUGGUGGGGCUUUCUGCUUUUUGUCCGGAUUAGCCGGAUGGUACCUGGAGUUCGCCCUGUUGCUAAAAGACUCGAUUAUUGAGCUACCACUUGGAGACACUUCAAGGUUCUUCGCGAAGAGCAGGAAGACGGAGUAA
Messenger RNA from Bipolaris sorokiniana ND90Pr, 480 nucleotides. RefSeq lists its product as uncharacterized. The record is from RefSeq and is a predicted model, not a curated record. Gene Ontology annotation, molecular function: acetate transmembrane transporter activity. The transcript has 4 exons. NCBI's taxonomy places the organism in Eukaryota, Fungi, Ascomycota, Dothideomycetes, Pleosporales, Pleosporaceae. The annotation marks the transcript as partial. Gene Ontology annotation, cellular component: plasma membrane.